AUGUCGUCGUCCGUCCUCGACGACCGCCAGGACGAGGACUCGUGCCCAAUCUGCCUCGAGCUCCUCUCGCUGCGACUAGCUGGCGAGAAGCCGCACGUCGUCCCCGUCUGCGGCCACCGCCUUCAUCACUCGUGCUUCGAGGCCGUGUACGGCGAUGUGCAGCGCGCCAAGAGCAAGACGGCGGGCAGCCUCGGCCUGUGCGGCGUGUGCAGGCGCGACAUGAAGGUUGGCGACGGCGGCGACGGGCCGAGCAAGACCAACAAGUUCGCCAAGUUGAGCGGGUUGCCCUCGGCGACCGAGCCGGCGCCAUCGUUCAAGAUGCGCUCGUCCAGUCGCGGCACUCACCUCGACCAGCGCCCGCCCGUACGCGACGUCGCACAGGACGACGAGCUUACCGUCUCGGGCGGCUCGCGCACCGGGACGAGCAGCAGCUUUGACGGCGUCGCCGAGCUCGUCAAGCCCGUCGUGACGGUGCGCGCCGAGCACCCGUCGGUCGAGCGCAGCUACGAGCGCGACAAGAAGCAGCACCUGACGUGCAUGGUCAGCGUCAUGAUGCCGUCGCGCUACGCGCCACCUGCCCAGUUCGCCAACCUGUUCGCCGCCGCCGUAUCGUCGUCGGCACCCGACUCGUCGCCGCCGACUCGAGCGCCGCCGCCCGCACCCCUCCCUGUUUCCGGUCGAGCGCCCUCGUCCUCCUCCUUGCGCUCCGGCGACCGCUCCCCGACGUCAUCCGUCUACUCGGCGUACGCCUACGGCGCGACUGGCGUCGCGUCGUCCUCGUUCGCGCCCGUCGUCCAGGACCUCCAGACGCGCAUGGCCGACUGGAAGGGCCACUCGCCCGAGGAGUUCGGGCAGCUCAAGCUGUACGACACGAUCCACGUCCGCAAGGACACGGCGACGCGCGAGUUCACCGUGUACCUGUUCGACGAGGCGAUCCUGUGCGUCACGGACGAUCGGCGACGAGCGGCGAGCAAGGCCAUCUCGCCGACGUCGACAAGCAGCGGCGGCGACGGCGGCGGCGACAAGCUGCGCCUCAAGGGCCGCGUCUACGUGCGGCACAUCCGCUCGGUCGCCGACACGUCGCGAGGCGGCGACGACCUGUCGCUCACGAUCAUCAUGAACGACGACGCGCUCGCCGAGUUCGUCAUGCUCUUCAAGGAGCGCACGAGCCUCGAGGUGUGGCGUGGUCAGAUCGAGCACCUCGUCGCGCAGAACCGCCGCGCCAUGUCGCCGCCGUCGUCGGCCGCGUUCCCCGAGACGCCCGCGUCGGCGUCGAUGCACCACCAGCUGCGCGACCGCAAGGACGUCCUGAGCGACAUCUCGAGCUCCGAUCAGAGCAACCUCACGACGUUCUCGGGCUACUCGCGCACGACGACGACGAGCGUCGGGCCGUCGGCAUCGGUCAUCCUCGAGGAGGACGAGGGCGCCAUGGACGAGUUCGGCCGCUUCGCCGAGCUGAGCGCGCCCGGGUACGGCGACGCCAACACGUCGCCCUACGGCUCUUCGUCGUCGGUCCAGCAGCAGCAGCAGCAGCAGCGAGGCGCCUACGCCGGCGCCGUCUCGUCGCUCGACUCGCCGAGGUCGUUCACGCCCCUCGACCUCAUGCUCAUCCUGUCGAUCCCUCCUCCCGGCACCGGCACGCUCAAGCUCGACAUCCUCAAGAACGCGCUCGAGUUCGUCGUCGCGCACGUCGGGCCCCGCACCCGCCUCAGCAUCGUCACGUACUCGUCGGGCGAGGGCGCACGGGCCUCGCUGCGCAAGACGCCGUUCGUCGCCGUCGGCAAGCUCGACGGCCGCGCGCGCCUCGACCAGGUCGUGCGCGAGCUCGGGUGCGCGCCCGAGGGCCUCACGAGCAUGCUCGAGCACCAGGAGGAGCGCGUCAACGUCGUCACGGCGUGCAACCUCGCGCUCGACAUUGUCCUCCAGCGCAAGGUCAAGUCGGCCCUGACGGGCAUGGUUCUCCUCAACGACGGGCGCGACGGCGCGCAGAAGCAGCAGAUGGACCUCGUCAUGGCUCGGUGCGAGGCCGCAAACGUCCCGAUCCAUACCCUCGGGUGGGGUCGCUCACACGACCCGAGCAGCCUGUGGCUCCUGUCGAACCACUCGGCUGGCUCGUACACGUUCGUCAAGGACUUUUACGACCUGCGUGACGCCCUCGCCGGCUCCAUCGGCGGCAUCCUGUCGAUCGCGGCGACCAACGUGCGGCUGCACAUCAAGGUGCCCGAGAAGCGCUGGUUCCGCGUCCGCAAGGUGUCGGGAUCGCCCGGCGCCAUCGUCUCCAAGACGGGCACCGACGUCGACGUCGAGAUCGGCUCGCUGUCGUUCGGCGAGCGGCGCGACCUCAUCGUCGAGGUCGAGCUGUCGCUCGGGCCUGCGGGUGACUCGGCCGGGCAGCGCGAGCGCAGCAGCGACGGCACGGCUCCGCCACCUCGUGCGCCCGAGUACAGCACGGCGACCGACGCCUUCUUCCUGUCGCGAGCCGGCGUCAACCCGUCGGCCAUGGACGACUUUGCCGCCUCGAGCUCGAACCUGUACGAGGACGCGUACGACGACAUGCCCGACGAGGCGCCGGUCUUCGAGGUCAACGCGGCGUACCGCGACCCGGCGGCCGGCAAGACCGUCUCGCGCCUCAACCACUCGCCGUGCCUCCUCACGAUCACGAUCAACCCGCCGUCAUCGUCGGCAUCGUUCGGCCGCCAGCCGCCGCCCGUCUCGGCGCCCGAGAUCGUGCGCCGCAGGAUGGAGCUCCUCGUGAGCGACAUGCUGUCGCGUGCGCUCCUCCUCAUGACGCGGCGCAACGGCGCCCAGGCGGGGCGCCUCCUGGAGGAGACCAAGCGCAUCAUCUCGACCAUCUCGACGACGCUCGUCCCGGCGUCGCCCCAUGUCGGCGGCUCGGCCGCAGCACUCGCGCGCAGCCAGUCGGCGCGCCGUCGUACGUCGGUCGCCGGCGCGGCGACGACGCAGCGCACGCUCGUCGCGCUCGCCGACGACGUCGACCAGGCGCACGAGGCGUGUCUCGACCGCGAGCUGUUCGACACGUGCGGGCGGUACCUCACGGCGCAGCAGGCGGUCGUCCUGAGGGACCAGAGGGCCUGGACGGGCAAGACGCCGAGCGAGAGGCUCGUGUGGAGGGCCGACAACAGCCUGUGGCUCGUCGCCAAAAGCCAGGCGUGGCUCAGCUCGAGCAGCUCGUGA
Rhodotorula graminis WP1 is the source of this 3195-nucleotide messenger RNA. RefSeq lists its product as uncharacterized. Gene Ontology annotation, molecular function: guanyl-nucleotide exchange factor activity. Lineage: Eukaryota; Fungi; Basidiomycota; Microbotryomycetes; Sporidiobolales; Sporidiobolaceae. The record is from RefSeq and is a predicted model, not a curated record. The transcript is spliced from 6 exons. The coding region runs from base 1 to 3195 and encodes 1064 amino acids.